Symsagittifera roscoffensis is the source of this 561-nucleotide messenger RNA. RefSeq lists its product as uncharacterized. Gene Ontology annotation, molecular function: nucleic acid binding. The transcript is spliced from 2 exons. The record is from RefSeq and is a predicted model, not a curated record. Gene Ontology annotation, biological process: DNA integration. Bases 1 to 561 code for a protein of 186 amino acids. Lineage: Eukaryota; Metazoa; Xenacoelomorpha; Acoela; Convolutidae.
AUGGGCCAUCAAGGUGUGGACAAACUGUACAACAGGAUACAGAAAAGGUUCGAGUGGCCUGGUUUGAAGAAGGCUUGUGAAAGGUGGAUCUCUGUAUGCUUGUCGUGUCAACAGGCGAAGGACCCAAUGAAACUGCGGUUCCCCCUUCAGUCAAUACAGUCGUCAGGAUUCAAUGAAAUGGUGCAAAUUGAUCAUCAGAAGAUAUGCAUGACAGCCACGGCGAGACACGGUUGCACCAUCACAAUCCAAUCAGACAAUGGCAAAGCAUUCUUGGGUGAUCUCACGAAGGAGUUGAUGAAGAGGUCGCAAGUGGGACAGGCCCACUCGACCACUUAUCUCCCACAAACGAAUGGCCUAGUUGAAAGGAAAAAUCGCACGUUGGUAUCCAUGUUGAGAGCUUUUUGCUCACGCUACAUGGAUGACGGGGAUAGACACUUGCCGCAAGUGAUGGGCGCUUACAACAGCCCAGAACAUUCCACCACGGGAAUAAGUCCGCAUAUGAUGCUAACUGGUCACGAAAAAUCUCUUCUGUUAACGAUCUUCUACCCGGAGUACAAAUGA